Tarenaya hassleriana is the source of this 839-nucleotide messenger RNA. RefSeq names its product histone H1. The transcript has 2 exons. Gene Ontology annotation, biological process: negative regulation of DNA recombination; chromosome condensation; nucleosome assembly. The coding region runs from base 45 to 656 and encodes 203 amino acids. NCBI's taxonomy places the organism in Eukaryota, Viridiplantae, Streptophyta, Magnoliopsida, Brassicales, Cleomaceae. The record is from RefSeq and is a predicted model, not a curated record. Gene Ontology annotation, cellular component: nucleus; nucleosome. Gene Ontology annotation, molecular function: structural constituent of chromatin; nucleosomal DNA binding; double-stranded DNA binding.
CAACAAUAUCAGACCACAAGGUCAGAGGAAAUCCAUCCUUUGUAAUGGCCGACAAAGAGGAGAUCGAGUCUCAGCAGCCGCCGGAUCCUGCGAGGGAGGAGAAGCCGGAGACGGCGGAGGUGGAGGAGAAAGAGGAGGAGAAAGAGAAGGCGACGAAGGAGAAGAAGCCGCGGAAACCGAAAACCGCCACUCAUCCUCCCUACUUUCAGAUGAUAAAGGAGGCUCUGUUGGCUCUGAACGAGAAGAGCGGGUCAAGUCCGUACGCCAUAGCCAAGUUUAUAGAAGGAAAGCACAGGUCCGUACUUCCGGAGAAUUUCCGCAAAACCCUAGCUCUGAAGCUCAAGAACUCAGCCUCCAAAGGGAAGAUCGUGAAGAUCAGAGCUUCUUACAAGCUCUCAUCAGAGUCAACGAAGAAGACGAGAUCCGCAACCGCCAUGACGACUCGGCAGAAGGCGAAGAAGAAACAGGAAGAGACGAAGACGACGAGGAAGAGAGCUCGCUCUACCUCGACAAGGGCAAAGACGAUGUCUCUGAACAAACCGGAAGUGGCGACGAAGAAGAAGAGAAGUGGGACGAGGAAGGCGAAGCCUAGGCAACCCAAGUCCAUUAAAUCACCUUCUGGUAAGAAGGCCAUGAAAGCUUCUGCUUCCACCUAAAGAAGAAGUUGUAGUUUUCUUUUGUCUUCUGUGUAUAUAUGUAUAUAUAGGUGUGUUUAGUGUGACUGUUGUCUCUUCUUCGGAUGUGUCUCUUUUGGCUGUGGGAGUGAGGUUAGAGAACCUUCAUGUGUAACCUCUGAAAUAAUCAUGGUUUAAUAAAAAUGACCUACUCUUUCUGUGUUG